Messenger RNA from Engraulis encrasicolus (European anchovy), 7841 nucleotides. It is a transcript of the gene irs4b, whose product is annotated as insulin receptor substrate 2-B. Gene Ontology annotation, molecular function: phosphatidylinositol 3-kinase binding; insulin receptor binding. The transcript is spliced from 2 exons. Gene Ontology annotation, cellular component: cytosol; plasma membrane. Lineage: Eukaryota; Metazoa; Chordata; Actinopteri; Clupeiformes; Engraulidae. The record is from RefSeq and is a predicted model, not a curated record. The coding region runs from base 286 to 4215 and encodes 1309 amino acids. Gene Ontology annotation, biological process: insulin receptor signaling pathway.
CGUAGAGAUGUGUACAGAGAAGGAGCGAGGCACAGAUAGAUAGCCAGCUUGAAGAAUCUAGCUACCGAUAAUAGAAACGGGGUAAAUGUGGACAUGUAGCAUUUGUUGGACUUGAGUUCGUGGAUCAUUGGCAGGACACCUAUCUUUCCGUCAACCGGCGUGGAGGGGCCUAUUAUUGGAAGAGUGAAACACGCCACACCACUGAAGGCAAUCUCCCAAACAAGAAUGGGGUCUAACGUUAGAUCUUUCAGUCUAAGGUAAAGUGACCUCUGAUCGUGGUACCUAAUGGCAAAUUUCACGAAUUUCCAAGAGGGCAAAGUUGGUAUGUUGAUGUUGGAGACACAGCAGAGGGGUUUGGGGACUAAAUCUUCGGCCACUGCGGCCAACGGCGACACCUCUACCGGGGAACCCUCAUCUCCCCUAAUUAAUAUCGGCGGCGCUCGAUUCCCACAUCCACCAGCUUCCAACGUUCAAAACACCCAGUCGAAGGAUCAUCAACAGUACCACACGUCAGCGCAGCAACACUUUUCAAAUGAGAAAAGACACCUCGACUCACCGGUGAGAAACUCCUCGUCCCCCUCGAUUAACCCGCUAAUGAUCGAUGAUGAUUCUCCAGCGUCUGUCAGCAGCGCACAAACUGUAGCCACAGCCACCGGUGCUGCGAAUGCUAACGUUAGUCCCAUCACAUUUUCUGACGGGGUGGACGACAUCAGAAAGUGUGGCUACCUGAGAAAGCAAAAACACGGACAUAAAAGGUUUUUUGUGUUGCGAGCCGCGAGCCACCUCGGGCCGAGCCGAUUGGAAUAUUAUGACAGCGAAAAGAAGUUUCGAAAUAGCCUCCGAUCUGCUGCUGCUGCUGCCGCUGCUGCUGCCGCCUCUUCCACAUCUGUGUCUUCAGGCGGGACCGCAACCACCUCUCCAAAAAGGGUUAUUUAUCUCUACCAGUGUUUCACUGUUAACAAAAGGGCCGACUCCAAGAACAAGCACCUCAUAGCUCUCUACACGAAAGAUGAGUACUUCGCCAUCGUGGCGGAGAACGAGCAGGAGCAGGAGGACUGGUACCAGGCUCUUAGCGAGCAGAUGAGCGAGGGCAAACGUGGGCAUCUGGACUCCGACGACCUGGAUGACGGCUACGGCACGGUGUUGCCAGGCACCGUCUUCAAAGAGGUGUGGCAAGUCAACGUGAAGCCCAAAGGCCUAGGACAAAGCAAAAACCUGACUGGAGUCUACCGCCUCUGCCUCUCGCCCAAGAGCAUCCACCUGGUGAAGCUGAACUCGGAGACGCCGUGCGUCAACCUGCAGCUGAUGAACAUCCGGCGCUGCGGCCACUCGGAGAGCUUCUUCUUCAUCGAGGUGGGCCGCUCGUCCUCCAUCGGGCCCGGUGAGAUCUGGAUGCAGGUGGACGACUCGGUGGUGGCCCAGAGCAUGCACGAGACCAUCCUUGACACUAUGAAGGCGCUAAAGGCCUUCGCUGAGUUCCGGCCACGCAGCAAGAGCCAGUCCUCGGGCACCAACCCCAUAGCCUUCAUCACUACGCGACGCCACCUGCUGCCCAGCGCCGGCGGUAGCCAGUCGGGCCUCCACCGGCGCUCCAGGACCGAGUCGAUGGUGGGCACCCCGCCCAGCAGCAAGUCCAGCGGGGCCAGUGGCUGGGCGAGCCGCUGCCGGACCUCCAGCGAGGGUGAGGGCACCAUGAGCCGGCCCUUCCGCUCCGUCACCGGCAGCCUGCUUCACCUCAACUCUGGCCGGCCCAGCCUGGGUCGCCAAGAGGCCUCCAGCUCCGUGGGCGCUGGCAGUAGCGGUGGGGGUGGGGGUGGUUGUGGGCGCUACGUGCGCGCCCUGGCCGGCUCCUCCACCUACCAUACGCGCUCCGCCUCCCUGCCCGUCUCCCACUUCCCCUCCACCAGCAGCCCCGUCAGCGUCUCCAGCAGCAGCGGCCACGGCUCGGUGUCGGACACCCUGACGCGGCCCUCCAGCGCCUCGCUCUGCGGCUCACCCAGCGAUGGCGGCUUCAACUCCUCGGACGAGUACGGCUCCAGUCCCGGCGGCGACAUGCGCUACUUCCGGGUGCGCAGCAACACGCCCGAGUCGCUGGGCAACACGCCGCCCAUCCGCGAGGAGCACAGCCUGAGCGACUACAUGGCCAUGGGCUGGCAGCGGGAUGGAGAGAGCGGCCUACGGGACGACGUCUUAGAAGAGGACCGCUUCGCCAACUCGGUGCGCAGGAGAACCCCCUCCUUCUCUCGGCAGCUACCCAGCGGAGGCGGAGGGGGCGGAGGCGGCGGCGGCGGAGUGGCCAUGUACCAGAAGAUGACCCAGACGGCCCUCUCCCUGGACGAAGUGGUCGGCGAGGGGAGCCUGUCCUCUUCCCUGCGCUCCGACUACAGCUCUUCCUCAGAGCACAGCCAGGCACGGGCGCCCCACCACCACCACCACGCCCCCCCUCCUCUCAGCCCGCCUCCGCCUGACGAGGGCUACAUGCCCAUGAUGCCCGGUGUGCUGGGCCCUGGUCUCACCCCCGGGAGCGAUUCGUCCGAUUACAUGCCCAUGCAGCCCAGCAGUGGCAGCAGCAGCAGCGCCGUGCUGUCGCCUACCAUGUCUCCGCAGGCGCGCAUGGCCUUCACCCGGGCCUCACCCAUCCACCUGAGACGACAGCAGCCUCAGCAACACGAGGAGGAAGAGGAUGCCAGGGGUUACAUGAUGAUGCUGCCCGGGGCCGGCAGAUCCACGCCUCAGUCUCAUCUCGCCGCUGGCGGCUCCACAGAGCAGUCUGGGAACGGGGAGUACAUGGACAUGACCUGCGCCCCGAGGAGGACGCAUCAUCAUCACCACCCACGCGACGUGGCGAGCGAUGCCCGCUACGUGCCCGAGGUGCCCGGCGCGGCGUCCACCCCGUACUUCUCUCUGCCGCGCUCCUACAAAGCGCCCGCCAGAGGCGCCGGCUCCUCGUCGUCCUCUUCUUCUCAGCACGACGAGUACGUGCCCAUGAGCCCGCCCGCAAAGCCGGUACCCUCGCCGGUGGUGGUGGACCCCUCCUCUGCCCACCUCGCCAGCCGCGCCGUCCGGCCCACGCGCCUACCCCUGGGCCGGAGGAGCUUUCACGGCACUACCCCUCCUCCGACGGCGGCGGCGGCAGCGUCCAGAGAGGCUCCCCCCAGCCCCGGGGAGUACAUCAACAUCCAGUACUCUGAGCACCGACCACCGCCUGCCUAUAGCUCCUCCUCCAUGGGCCGUUCAUCCUCCACCCCCUCUCCUCCUCCUCCUCUCCCCCCCCCCCACCAGCACGAGGACUACAUGUGUUUAGACUCCUUAGAAAGAUGCUACCCGCCCCCCUCCAACACCACCACCACCACCACACAGGCCCCACCGCCACGGCCAUCACUGGUGGCCCCCUGGAACCCCCCGAGCUACAUCCGGCCAGUGCCCUCCUCCUCCUCCUCCUCCUCCUCGGCAGCCGACGGGAGCAACCUGCCAGACAGCGACUACACGGAAAUGACCUUUGGCCUAGGCAGGGCCGACGCUGGCAGUCCCUCCGCCAUGCUGCAGCACUUGUGCGUCCUGGAGUCGCCUCCGGUGGCGUCCGAGCCAAAGGUCAUCCGGGCGGACCUGCAGGGGAGGCGCAGACAUAGCUCUGAGACCUUCACCUCUGUUGCCGUGUCCCCAGGAGGGACAACUGUCACGGGCACCAACAGCUCAGUAGGUGGUGGUGGUGGUGGUGGUGGUGGAGGUACCUGUGGCCCCUCCCCCUUCUCCUCUGCCUCUGCCUCUGCAUCCCAAUCCCACUCUUCCUCCUCCCCUCGCCAGGCUGAGGGUGCCCGCUGGCAGAGCCCGUCGGCCUUCGACAGCGUUUGGAUGUGUGUGGAGGGCUCCUCCACAGCAGCACAUGGUAGUGUGGUGGCCUCGGCUGUAGUAGCUGCUGCCAGUGCCCCCUCCUCCUCCUCCUCCUCUGCAGACGCGGGGGGGCCCGAGGGUCUGAACCCCAUGCCUGGAUACCUGUCUCGCAGCAGCGCCAACGUCCCCACAGGAUAUCAAAAUGGCCUCAACUACAUCGCAUUGGACUUGCAGGAGGAUGCGGCACCCCCACCGCGGCCGGGCGCCACCACAGCUUCCAACGUGCCCUCGUCGUCAUCGCAGAUGCCCGCUGGCUCAGGUGCAGCACCGGUGGAGAACGGAGCCUACGCCAGUAUUGACUUCAGCAAACGCGAAGAGCUGUGAAGCACAUCUACGGGCUGAAGAUUGAACGUGCUCCUCGUCCGACGUCUUCUAGACUGGCUGCUGGGGCUCACACCAACUUUGUCCUCAACGUGAAAACCAGCCGGAGCAGAGAGGUGGACUUGGCUGGCGCUCCAUCGAAGCGACUUAACUGUUGUUGUCAUUUGCUUUUCACUCUGUGUGCCUCAGUGAGCAGCUGCGUUGGCAUGAUUUUUUUCUUUUUUUUUUGCUUUAAUCACUUUGAGACUAUUGCUUUUUUUUUGUCGUUGUUGUUGGAAAACAGCACACAAAAGGGAGAUAUUCCGCGUGGCCCAGGCAGGUCAGUUGGGUCAAAUUGGAUCUUUGGGAGGGGUCCGAGAGUCGGGUGGCUUAAUGUGGGGUUUAUACACACACUUCGGAUCUAUGUGUCCUUGUUCAGCUCUGCAAAUUGGAAGUGUUCCUGUUGUUUUGACUCGUUUUGAUCACUGGCAGGUACUGCUCUUGGUACCUCUGCAUUAUUAUUGGAUUGGCACCCGGUACUUCUAGUGUGUGUGUGUGUGUGUGUGUGUGUGUGUGUGUGUGUGUGUGUGUGUGUGUGUGUGUGUGUGUGUGUGUGUGUGUGUGUGUGUGUGUGUGUGUGUGUGUGUGUGUGUGUGUGUGUGUGUGUGAGGUGUUCAGGGAGGUUGAGUGAGUGGGUGGGUGAUGACAUGCAGGUCCAUGCCAAGCCCAAGGUACGAUGGGUCGAGCAUUCCUGCAGUAUGGUACCAUGGCCACCGAACCGCUUCCAUCCGUUCGGACACACACACACACACACACACACACACACACACACACACACACACACACACACCAUCCUCACACACAGACGAGCACAAAAACACUCAAGCAUCUGGGGCAUGUUCCAAAAGCAGGUUUAGCUUCUUAUCUCUGUAUGUUAACUCUAGCCAAGUGGUAAAUCUGGUAAUAUGAGUGACCAACUGUGGCUCUUGUUUUGGUCGAAGCAUGUGAAAGUCUCUUUUAGUAGAUGUUUUACAGCUCUCUGGGUUUCACCUAGCCAGGUUGCUCAGAUAAUCUUUUUGGAAUAUGGCGUCUGUGUCCCAUGUCUCUGUACCCCCAAAAUCUAUAUUGGCUUUGCCAGCACAACGCAGUAGUAAUGCAAAAAAAGGGAAGAAAGAUGGCUGUCUUUUGACAACUGCUUAUACUGAUCCUUAAGGAGCUGUAACGAGACUUUUAGCAAGGGAAAAAAAUGGGCCAGUAAAACACGAUCAUAAAAGAGCACAAGAAUUUAUAUUGAUAAUCAUAACUUUACUACUUUUAGUUCUAAGGUACGUUGAAAGGGCCAACAAGCUACAGGUUGGGGAGUAAAGUGUUUCAGACGUGGCUUGGCAUUGUCAGAUGGUACAGGUCACAUGAUUUCAGUCACACAACUGAGUGGUGUGUUGUGUCGGUGACGGGUUUGAUAAAGGUCUAGUGUGUAAUUAUUAGUCUUUCAGCAGUUUUCCGUAAUUGGUGUUGCCCAUUCACAAAUGUCAUGCUUUUGAUGAGUAUUUGCUACCACUGUCCGUUUCUAAAUAUUCUGGCUGUACACUUUUCAUACAUGAAACAUACAUAAUCCACCAUUGUGAAUUACCAAUCAUAGACGUCUUUUCGAUUGUAAAACAAUCUCUGUUAAGACUGUGAAUGGACAGCAUCAUUUUGGGAAUAAACUACUAAGAUUUACCCACUAGACUUUUAAUAUGGUCCUGUGGUUGUUCGAAGUUGCAUUCAGACAUUUCGUCUUUCUGAGUAUGUGCCUCACUUUUAGCUUUUGAGAUACCUCCACUUGGGAGGGGGAGAGGGAGGGGGAGGGGGAGGGUUGGCUUGCAAAAAUGUUUUGUUUACCGAAGUCGUGAAAAGGUUGGCAAUAAGAGCUGGUUCUAGUACGUUUUUGGCAGAUUUUUUUUGUCCUCCAGGAAUUUUGAAAUGUGCCAUGAGUGUUUUUCCCUUGCUGCAGUGCAGAGUAAUCAUUGUGCUGUUGUACUCGCGUGUGGGUGCGUGCGUGCGUGCGUGCGUGCGUGUGGGCAUGUAUGUUUUCUUGAUGUACUGUAUGUUGUUUGAUGGGGAAAAUCAUUCAAGAUACAGUGGAGAAAGGACUGCAUACGGAGGACAAACCUUGGUACUUUUUUCACCCCUAGAGAUUCUCUGAUUUGAUAAUUAAAUAUGAUUAAAACAAAUUAUUUUUAACAUAACCAUAAUAUUCUCUGCGCCUAAAACCUGUCAAGGCCUAGCGUCCUUAUUAAUUUAAUAUGACCUUACCAAAUAAGCAGAAAUGCUAUAUUAGUUUGUUCAAUUGGGAGAAAAGAGGGAGAGGUACGGGGAAAUAUUUUUAUGGUUCAUCUUGAUGGUUGUGUCUCAGCACAAUGAGUGUAAUUACUGAUUAAAACAAUAAUAAUACUUUUGCUAUCUGUACAAAGGUACGAAAACACUACUUCAAUUGACAAAUCUAGUUAUGGUUCUUAUGCGGCUGGGUUAGUUGAUUGUUGCGGUGAGAGGUUGGAGAAAAUCUAUAAAGGUGGGGAUGAGUAUUUGACUGAAAGUACAGUGGUUGAUUCUGACCUUGCUCUUUAAGCGUUAAUGUUGUGGAGAUGUUGCUUGGUCUGCUUUAAAGUCAUGAAAUGUCAUUUAUUUUCCAAACAAAAGCCAUUUGAACUGAACGUAUUAGAUGUAUUCCUUAAAAAAAAUGUAUUUUUUAUUUUUCUUUCUUGGCACAAAAAAAUAGACAAUGUUUUACACACUGUGGUUAGAGAUAUUUUAAUCUUACUACCAAGUGACCAGAAACUGAAAGUGUUUUCCCAGUUCCUUUUGGAAUCAUAUUUUGUAUGCCUAACUAACGCCCUUCACUGCUACACAUUUCAAAUGAAAAAUAAAUAAACAUUGUUCAGUUUUAAUAAAAAAAAUAUUCACCUCUCCAGUGGAGAGACACAAGUUAUAAUAAGAAAAAUAAUAGUUUAAAAAGCGGAAAUGAUGGUCUAUUGUGUGAAACUGCUUUAAAAUAAUUUAAUGUUGUAUUGCGGAGGCUGUAGAGAAGAAGGCUAAAGAUCUGUGUGAGAAGGGAUCUGUGGUUUCUUUUUCUUUGUGAAGACAUGUUGCUUUUUGUCAAAGCUUUGCCCCCAGUGUUUGGUAUCUUGCAUUUAAUUUUGCCAUGGUGCAGCACAAAAAAAAAAAAAAAAUGAAUGCAAUGAUUGUGGCAAUGUGUGUGAUGGCAGUGAUAUGUUGUUAUUGCCGUGCAAUUUGAAAAAGACGACAUAACAUAUUUCCGUUCUGACAGUAAAGUUGAGUGUCAGCUACUGGGGAACAAACUGUUUGUUCCCAGCUUAUAUAUAAUAUACCCUCCUUUUGAAGUGUGUGUGUGUGUGUGGAAGGAGAGACAUGUAACAGCAGGUCAGGACUACAUUCUCAAAUGUAAAUACUCUUGCUUAUUUUUCUUUGUUAAAUGCACCCCAAUGCGCUACUUUCUGUCCCUUACACUCUCUCUCCCUGAUUUUUUUUUUUGAGAGAGAGAGAGAGCGAGGGAGCCCCAGUUGAAACAUUUUGAGCGUUGCAUAGUGGUUAUUUAUCUGAUUUUUUUUUUCUUUCAACAGAGCUAUUGCAAUAAAAAUGUGUUCAUGUAA